AGGAUACAGCGGUUUCAACGCGACUUAUAAGAGCUCCUUGUGCGGCGCCAUUUUAAGUCUCUCGGUCUGUGGCAGCCGCGUUACCCCGGCCCCGGGAGCGGAGAGUGAGGGGAGGCGGAGACGGAGGAAGGUCCGAGGAGCAGCUCCAGUCCCCGCCAAGCCGCCACCGCAGGGCGAGGACGGUCGGACUCCCGCGGCGGGAGGAGCCUGUUCCCCUGAGGGUAUCUGAAGUUUACUGUACGAAGAUUUUGAAAAUCCUGUGUGGACAAUGGCUACCCAAGCUGAUUUGAUGGAGCUGGAUAUGGCCAUGGAGCCAGACAGAAAAGCAGCUGUUAGUCACUGGCAGCAACAGUCUUACCUGGACUCUGGAAUUCAUUCUGGUGCCACUACCACAGCGCCUUCUCUGAGUGGUAAAGGCAAUCCUGAGGAAGAGGAUGUGGAUACCACCCAGGUUCUGUACGAGUGGGAACAGGGAUUUUCUCAGUCCUUUACUCAAGAACAAGUAGCUGAUAUUGAUGGACAAUACGCAAUGACUCGAGCUCAGAGGGUACGAGCUGCUAUGUUCCCUGAGACAUUAGAUGAGGGCAUGCAGAUCCCAUCAACACAGUUUGAUGCUGCUCAUCCCACUAAUGUCCAGCGUCUGGCUGAACCAUCACAGAUGCUGAAACAUGCAGUUGUAAAUUUGAUCAACUAUCAAGAUGAUGCAGAACUUGCCACACGGGCAAUUCCUGAGCUGACAAAACUGCUAAACGAUGAGGACCAGGUGGUGGUUAAUAAGGCUGCGGUUAUGGUCCAUCAGCUUUCUAAAAAGGAAGCUUCCAGACACGCCAUCAUGCGUUCUCCUCAAAUGGUAUCUGCUAUUGUACGCACCAUGCAGAAUACAAAUGAUGUGGAAACAGCUCGCUGUACUGCUGGGACCUUGCACAACCUUUCCCAUCAUCGUGAGGGCUUACUGGCCAUUUUUAAGUCUGGAGGCAUUCCUGCCCUGGUGAAGAUGCUUGGUUCACCAGUGGAUUCUGUGUUAUUUUAUGCCAUUACAACUCUGCACAACCUUUUAUUACAUCAAGAAGGGGCUAAAAUGGCAGUGCGUUUAGCUGGUGGGCUGCAAAAAAUGGUCGCAUUGCUCAACAAAACAAAUGUUAAAUUCUUGGCUAUUACAACAGACUGCCUUCAGAUCUUAGCUUACGGCAAUCAAGAAAGCAAGCUGAUCAUUCUGGCGAGUGGUGGACCUCAAGCUUUAGUAAAUAUAAUGAGAACCUAUACUUAUGAGAAACUACUGUGGACCACAAGCAGAGUGCUGAAAGUGCUAUCUGUCUGCUCUAGUAAUAAGCCAGCUAUUGUAGAAGCUGGGGGAAUGCAAGCUUUAGGACUACACCUAACAGAUCCAAGUCAACGUCUUGUUCAGAACUGUCUUUGGACUCUUAGGAAUCUUUCAGAUGCUGCAACUAAACAGGAAGGAAUGGAAGGUCUACUUGGGACCCUUGUUCAGCUUCUGGGCUCAGAUGAUAUAAAUGUGGUCACCUGUGCAGCUGGAAUUCUUUCUAAUCUCACUUGCAAUAAUUACAAGAACAAGAUGAUGGUGUGCCAAGUGGGUGGAAUAGAAGCUCUUGUGCGUACUGUCCUUCGUGCUGGUGACAGAGAGGAUAUUACUGAACCUGCCAUCUGUGCUCUUCGUCAUCUGACCAGCCGACACCAGGAAGCAGAAAUGGCCCAGAAUGCUGUUCGCCUUCACUAUGGACUUCCAGUUGUGGUUAAACUCUUACACCCACCAUCCCAUUGGCCCCUGAUAAAGGCUACCGUUGGUUUGAUUCGAAAUCUUGCCCUUUGUCCUGCAAAUCAUGCACCUUUACGGGAGCAGGGUGCCAUACCACGACUAGUUCAGUUGCUGGUUCGUGCUCACCAGGAUACCCAGCGCCGUACAUCUAUGGGUGGAACACAGCAGCAAUUUGUGGAGGGAGUCCGCAUGGAAGAAAUAGUUGAAGGCUGCACUGGCGCCCUUCACAUCCUAGCUCGGGACGUUCACAACCGAAUUGUAAUCAGAGGACUAAACACCAUUCCAUUGUUUGUGCAGCUGCUUUAUUCUCCCAUUGAAAAUAUCCAAAGAGUAGCUGCCGGGGUCCUCUGUGAACUUGCUCAGGACAAGGAGGCUGCAGAAGCUAUUGAAGCUGAAGGAGCCACAGCUCCUCUGACAGAAUUACUUCACUCUAGGAAUGAAGGUGUGGCAACAUAUGCAGCUGCUGUCUUGUUCCGAAUGUCUGAGGACAAGCCCCAGGAUUACAAGAAAAGGCUUUCAGUUGAACUGACCAGUUCUCUCUUCAGAACAGAGCCAAUGGCUUGGAAUGAGCCUGCUGAUCUUGGACUUGAUAUUGGUGCCCAGGGAGAACCGCUUGGAUAUCGCCAGGAUGAUCCCAGCUAUCGUUCUUUUCACUCUGGUGGAUACGGCCAGGAUGCCUUGGGUAUGGACCCCAUGAUGGAGCAUGAGAUGGGUGGCCACCACCCUGGUGCUGACUAUCCAGUUGAUGGGCUGCCAGAUCUAGGGCAUGCCCAGGACCUCAUGGAUGGGCUGCCUCCAGGUGACAGCAAUCAGCUGGCCUGGUUUGAUACUGACCUGUAAAUCAUCCUUUAGGUAAGAAGUUACAAAAGCCAGUUUGGGUAAAAUACUUUUACUCUGCCUACAGAACUUCAGAAAGACCUGGUUGGGUAGGGUGGGAGUGAUUUAGGCCUAUCUGUAAAUCUGCCACAAAAACAGAUACUUUGAAAGGAGAUGUCUUGGAACAUUUGAAUGUUCUCAGAUUUCUGGUUGUUAUGUGGUCAUGUGUGGAAGUUAUUGACUUUAAUGUUUUUGCCACAGCUUUGCAACUUAAUACUCAAAUGAGUAACAUUUGCUGUUUUAAACAUUAAUAGCAGCCUUUCUCUCUUUAUACAGCUGUAUUGUCUGAACUUGCAUUGUGAAUUGGCCUGUAGAGUUGCUGAGAGGGCUCAAGGGGUGGGCUGGUAUCUCAGAAAGUGCCUGACACACUAACCAAGCUGAGUUUCCUAUGGGAACAAUUGAAGUAAAACUUUUUGUUCUGGUCCUUUUUGGUCGAGGAGUAACAAUACAAAUGGAUUUUGGGAGUGACCCAAGAAGUGAAGAAUACACAAGAAUGGAUCACAAGAUGGAAUUUAUCAAACUCUAGCCUUGCUUGUUAAAUUUUUUUUUUAAUAUCUGUAAUGGUACUGACUUUGCUUGCUUUGAAAAGUAGCUCUUUUAAUUUUUUUUUUUGCAGUAAACUUAGUUUUUUAAGUCUCUCGUAGUGUUAAGUUAUAGUGAAUACUGCUACAGCAAUUUCUAAUUUUUAAGAAUUGAGUAAUGGUGUAGAACACUAAUUCAUAAUCACUCUAAUUGUAAUCUGAAUAAAGUGUAACAUUGUGUAGCCUUUUUUUGUAUAAAAUAGACAAAUAGAAAUGGUCCAAUUAGUUUCCUUUUUAAUAUGCUUAAAAUAAGCAGGUGGAUCUAUUUCAUGUUUUUGAUCAAAAACUUUAUUUGGGAUAUAUGUAUGGGGUAGGGUAAAUCAGUAAGAGGUGUUAUUUGGAACCUUGUUUUGGACAGUUUACCAGUUGCCUUUUAUCCCAAAGUUGUUGUAACCUGCUGUGAUAAAAUGCUUCAAGAGAAAAUACGGUUAUAAAAAUGGCUCAGAAUUAAACUUUUAAUUCAUUCA
Molecule: messenger RNA, 3698 nt
Organism: Condylura cristata (star-nosed mole)
Lineage: Eukaryota; Metazoa; Chordata; Mammalia; Eulipotyphla; Talpidae
Gene: CTNNB1
Product: catenin (cadherin-associated protein), beta 1, 88kDa
Exons: 15
Coding region: 269-2614 (781 amino acids)
Biological process (GO): cell adhesion; positive regulation of transcription by RNA polymerase II
Cellular component (GO): catenin complex; adherens junction
Molecular function (GO): protein phosphatase binding; transcription coactivator activity; alpha-catenin binding
Source: RefSeq, a predicted model, not a curated record